CUCCGGCCUGCCCCAGGACCCAUCCCACCCUCCCUUCUCUCCGGGAAGAUGAGGCUGCUCCCAGAAUGGCUUCUCUUGAUCUUUGGCCCGUGGCUCCUGAAGAAGGACGUCAGUGCCCAGAUACCGGAGUCCGUGAGGCCACAGUACAUGGAGCUGCGCCCCGCCGCAGCCGGAGGGGGCGCCCCUGGCCAACAUCUCCCAGCGCCCAGGUCUUCCGACAGCCUGGGCACCGCCGGCUCGUGGCGCUGGGCCUGGCCGGCUAACCACACUGGGGCACUGGCCGGGGAGAGGGCGGCGGGGGCGCUGCCUGCGCAGCGCACCAAGAGGAAGCCGUCUAUCAAAGCGGCCCGCGCCAAAAAGAUCUUCGGCUGGGGCGACUUCUACUUCCGGGUGCAUACCCUCAAGUUCUCGCUGCUGGUGACUGGCAAGAUCGUGGACCAUGUGAACGGGACCUUCAGCGUGUACUUCCGCCACAACUCGUCCAGCCUGGGCAACCUCACCGUCAGUAUCGUGCCGCCCUCCAAACGUGUCGAGUUUGGGGGCGUCUGGCUGCCGGGCCCCGCCCCCCACCCUCUGCAGUCUACACUGGCGCUGGAGGGGGUGCUUCCUGGGCUGGGGCCUCCGCUUGGGCUUGCGGCCGCCGGUGCGGGGCUAGGAGGUACUCUCGGGGGCGCGCUGGCGGGCCCACUCGGGGGCUCCCUGGGAGUGCCCGGGGCCAAAGAGUCACGCGCUUUCAAUUGCCACGUGGAGUAUGAGAAGACAAACCGCGCGCGCAAGCACCGCCCGUGCCUGUACGACCCAUCGCAGGUGUGCUUCACCGAGCAUACGCAGAGUCAGGCAGCCUGGCUCUGUGCCAAGCCCUUCAAAGUCAUCUGCAUUUUCGUCUCCUUCCUCAGUUUUGACUACAAACUGGUGCAGAAGGUGUGCCCCGAUUAUAACUUCCAGAGCGAACACCCCUACUUUGGAUAGUGUGCCCCGCCCCAGCCCGGCCCCUGAGCUGCCAAAUCCCGGGUCCUGAGUGGGACCCCUCCCCGUUACCCCACAACUCAUGUGGCUGCGUCCAUCCUUCCACUCUGGAGGAGAGGAACAGCCCUCCCAGGACCAUCAGCCGGCGCGGGUCCCCUUUUCGUUAUUGGGAGUGCCAACGAGCCUGGGAGUAGUCCCCUCAGUUAUACCCCAAAGUGGAGAGGCAAAGCGCAGCCCCAGAUAGGCGGUCCCAGCAUCCCCUACGUCCACACUGGGUCCUCUUUACGCCCCUGGCGCUAGGCUGGCACUCCCUUUGUGCACAGCUUUAAUAAUGCCUGGCCUGGCACCCUCAUCCCACCUUGACGUUUGUCCUCCUGCUCCACCCUGUCCCUACGUAAAGGCUAAAGACUAUAAUCCACGGCCUAGCACUGUUCCUUUCUGCUUGCCAUAUGCCUGUCCCCUUUUCCCCGAAACCCCAAUUAGGGUAACAAAAGCAAAGUCCUGGAUAGGCGAUUGACUCCAGUCCUUGCCCUCUGCCCACCUCCCUCCCCUUCCUGCAGUCCUGCUCCACCUGCCCCUUUCUGGCUGCUUCCUCUUGGUGAUAUUUCUUUUCUACUCCAAAACAGACAGGAAAGGGAAUAAAAUAAAGUAAAACCCAA
Molecule: messenger RNA, 1625 nt
Organism: Pteropus alecto (black flying fox)
Lineage: Eukaryota; Metazoa; Chordata; Mammalia; Chiroptera; Pteropodidae
Gene: NXPH4
Product: neurexophilin 4
Exons: 2
Coding region: 49-969 (306 amino acids)
Molecular function (GO): signaling receptor binding
Source: RefSeq, a predicted model, not a curated record